This is a messenger RNA of Colletotrichum gloeosporioides, 858 nucleotides long. RefSeq lists its product as uncharacterized. The record is from RefSeq and is a predicted model, not a curated record. Lineage: Eukaryota; Fungi; Ascomycota; Sordariomycetes; Glomerellales; Glomerellaceae. Gene Ontology annotation, molecular function: oxidoreductase activity, acting on NAD(P)H. The transcript has a single exon. The coding region runs from base 1 to 858 and encodes 285 amino acids.
AUGAAUACUAGCGAUGAUAUUGCCGGAUAUAUUGACGCUGUUGGUCCUGAUGUUACGGAGUUCAAGACCGGUGAUCGAGUAGCUUCAAUGCAUCAACCUGGAGCAACCCACGGCGCCUAUGCAGAGUACUCGACUAGCGGCGUGGAGACCACCUUCCACAUCCCCCCAAAAACCAGCUUUGAGGAAGCUGCGACGAUUCCAUUGGCUGCAUUGACGGCAGCCACGCUCGUCUUUCGUGGACUCAAGGUUCCUGAACCUUGGGCAUUGAACGAUAAACCUCAACGCCAGCCACUGGUUGUGUGGGGCGGCGCCUCUGCUGUUGGAGGUUUUGCGAUCCAGUACGCCAAACGGGCCGGCUUCCAGCCCAUCAUAGCUGUUUCUGGGCGCGGUAUGGAACAGACCCGAAGCCUUCUAGAUGAAAGCUUUGGAGACGCAGUACUUGAUUAUCGGGCUGGAGGGCAAUCCGUUGCCAGCAGUAUCCGUGGUCUAUUGAGAAGAGCCCCGCUACGGUAUGCACUGGACGUUGUCUGCCAAGAAGACAGUUCCCAGACUCUGGCAGACCUUUUGUACCCCUCCUUGGCCGGAGAAACACCAUCAAGCCUGAUAUUUGGUGUACCCUUGAUGGAAACCCAACCGGAUAAGCAGGGUCAAAUCGUGCCUUUCGAAAUGCCGCUUGGAACGGAUCCAGCUUUCCUCCCGGUAAGCUUUGUCUAUGAAAGUGACACUGGCCGUGAUUUUGGCUUCGUGCAUGGUAGGUACAUAGGCAAAGGUCUGCAGGAUGGCUGGCUGAAGCCCCAUCCGUACAUAGUUGUGCCAGGUGGCCUUGCUGGGAUUGAGAGCUAUGAUAAUGGCUUUUAG